CGUACACAUGGCAUCCAGUCUUGCCUCACCACUUAGUCUGCGAGGCCAUCUGCUCGCGGUCCAGCCUGCGGCAAACACUCGUGGCCCAGCUUUCCAAUGUUGCGUCGCAACGGCACCCGCAGCUCGUGCGAGCCCUGUCGAAAGGCAAAGGUGAAAUGCGACCAUCACUCCCCAUUCUGCCAAAGAUGCGAAGCGCGCGGCAUCAGCGCCUCAUGCGUCUACCACCCGGCUCCCUUGACGCGCUCGCCUGCACCCGACGUCCGGCGGACUCACAAGCUGUCCACGCAGCAAUAUCAAACUUGCUUCGGAGUCCUGGAUCUGUCCGGUGACAGGCUGAGCGAGCCGACACUUCCCAGCACUCAAGCCUCAUUCACCGCACCCCUGGCCCCACCAGCCAAGAUGCAGAUCUACACUAAUGCUGCUUCCAACGCCAUACACUCGCGCCCUCCCUCAUCCUUCGGUGGUAGUGACGUAGAGCUCAACGCGCAGAGUGCUCCAAAGGCUGCCGGCUCUGGCUACUAUGGCUCAACCAGCUACUACUCUGUCUUUGACCGAGUCGAUCACGUCCCGACCGCUACCACAGAUUCUCAGCCUUCUGGACCUGCUGGCGACACGCUCUCUGCCGGUAUACGCGACGACGACCCCGGCGUGAGCCGGUCACUUCAACUUGGAUCCUGGAUACUCCAAAACCUCCAACACGUCUCGAUCAUCCAGUCUCUCGUCGACAUGUACAUUCGAACAAGCCAAGUAUCCCCUACGGCGACUUUAAUCCCUCUGAAAGCUGUGGAGACCCUGCAGCACCUGGCCAGUGGAGACGUGCAUGCUCUGGCGCAAAAGACCACCAGAAAUACGCAAAAGCCGCUACAAGUACCUCCUGAAAUGCACGCAAGCACCUUUAGCACACUCUUCACCGGCGACAACCUGCGCUGGGAGUUUCUUGGUCUCGUCUUUGCCUGGGCCGGCUUGGCUCUGUCCAUGUCUCUGCUGAAUGAAAAAGGCUCUGCGACGACGCCAGACGGAAUCAGCAAAACCUCCUUUGCCCAGCUCUUAACCGCUUGCAGUGACGCGUGCAUAACCCUCUGCCGCCAAAAUGCCCACACCAACGACAUACUCUCCUGGUGUCUCUAUGAGAACCUCAUUCUACUAACCUUUCAGCACGGCGAAGCAAGCCACGCAUCUUGGCAGCGACUUGGAGACCUCUCCACCGACAUUCUGGCCCUCGGCCUGCACAAGGAACCCGCGGCGACGAGCACCUCGCCUAUUUUCCUCGUCCAGGCUCGAAAGAAGCUAUUUUCCGCCGCCUUUCGUGUCGACAAGAGCAUCUCCACCUUCUUUGGCCGGCCGCCCCGGAUACCGGGUCACUACUGCGACGUCGGUCUUCCUCUAGACGUCGACGACAACCUCUUCCAUCAAGAAAACUUUUGUGUAGACCACCUUCGCUCCGUACUCAACACGGCCGGAUGGAACAUCGACUGCAAGAUCCGCCCAGCUUCUUGGAUUCGCAUGCGCCAUACCGUUGGCAAAGUCACAGAGGAGAUUUUGGAGCUGUCUCUGGGCGGCGCGCAAGACAAUUUGGUUUACAAAGUACAGGACAUAUUGACUCGCUGCAAUGAGACGUGGAACCGGAUCCCGAGCCAUCUGCAGUACAAACACAGCUGCUGGAACGAUGGUACCCCACCAGGAACAUGUUUGAUGCUGCUGCUUGUCUACCUGGAACAUCUGCAAAACGAAUUCCAGCUGCAGAGAUUGCUCUGCCGCCAACAAAGAUGCGCCUCGGACGCGCUGAUCAAUAUUAGCAUGCGCAUGCUCACAGCUGCAAUGAUUCUCCCCGGCAUUCAAGUCGACAGCGUCAACAUACAUCGCGAUCGUGCAUGGAUUCUCUUGUACUAUGCGCUCCCGAGCGCCGGCGUCCUUGCCAUCGACCUUCGCAUGCGCAUGCAGCAGGGUUCUAACCCUCCACGCUCAAUAUCGAAGUCUGAAGUCAUCAGACACACGAGCGUGCUCGCCGCAUCGCUGCAAUGGGCGUCGGAGCCGUCUGGCGGCAACCACAACCUGUGCGCCGGGGCGGCAAAGACGCUAUCGCGCAUUUUGGACGAGAUUCUCGACAGCUCCGGCCAGAGGAGCGAGAUGAGCACGAGCGGCGACGUGGGCGGCACCAUGAGCGGUACCGUGAGCGGCAACAUGUCGCCCAUGGCAAUGGACAUGGACUACAGCAUGCUGGUAGAGCACGACGUCGACUCGGAAACCUUCUUGAACUGGUUCGAUAACUUGGAGUGGGAGACGAUGCACCAGCCCGUGCCGCUUCAAGUGUAGAUUGCGCUGAUCUACAGUGGUACGCAUCUCAUGACCAUCUCCUUUAUGACCAUAUCUCAAAAGUACAUCACAACUAUAUUGUGA
Paraphaeosphaeria sporulosa is the source of this 2397-nucleotide messenger RNA. RefSeq lists its product as uncharacterized. Gene Ontology annotation, biological process: DNA-templated transcription; regulation of DNA-templated transcription. The transcript is spliced from 4 exons. Gene Ontology annotation, cellular component: nucleus. The record is from RefSeq and is a predicted model, not a curated record. Gene Ontology annotation, molecular function: DNA binding; DNA-binding transcription factor activity, RNA polymerase II-specific; zinc ion binding. The coding region runs from base 97 to 2313 and encodes 738 amino acids. Lineage: Eukaryota; Fungi; Ascomycota; Dothideomycetes; Pleosporales; Didymosphaeriaceae.